AACUCAACCUAGAUUUCUAAAGUAAAAUUAUUAACCAAAACUAUGGCGGUGUUUGUAAUGCCAACUAGAGAAAAAGUUGUUCAUGUUUCGGAAAUUGUGUUUCAACAAAUUUUGGCCGUAUUUGUGAUACUUGUGAUAUGGGAGAUAUUUGAAUCAUCCAAUUACCAUGUAGCAUCGAAGGAAACAUGGCAUAUAGUUUUUUGUGUACUAGGCGCUGUUUCCCAUGAUGCUUCUAACAGUUUCAACGCCGAAGAAAUUGCUUUUGAACCCGAUCUUGUACCAGAACUUCAAAAUAAAUCUGCUGAUGCUGAAGACGGAGUUCAUGUAGAACGUGGUAGAGGUAGUGCAGCCUUUUUCAGUUCCGAUCCGUGUUUAUGGGAUAAAGCACGAGCGAUUCCUCAGCUCAACAAACUCAAGCAGCCACUUGCAAUAGAGGGUGAAACAAAUUUUGAAGUCUCAUUAGGUGCUAGACCUGACAAGAGCUUAGAAGAUGGGAAGCCUCUUAACGAGGAAUUUGUAGUCGGAUGGGAAACAUAUUUACGCAAGGGACUUUACCGUUUAUCGACCUGGAUAAUAUCUUUUGUAGCGAUACUAGGAGGUCUGUUGGCUUAUCAAGCAAGAGGUAUAUCAAGAAUAAGUCCAUCUAUAAUUAAAAUCAUCCACGUUGUUAUUGGUUUAUCUGCUUAUUUAAUUGCUAUUGUUACUUUAGUAUUUGGUUUAGAACAUUUAAUGGGCGCUGGAACUAAUGGUUGGAUAGCACUUACUAUUCUUUUCCUAAGUGUUGCUGUUUAUAGUUUAAUAGGACCACUUACCUCAUUAUUUAAUUACAUAACAGGAAAGUAAACUGUAUUAAUUUUCAUGAGUACGAUACAUCAAAUCGUCGUUGAAGGAAUGACAUUCAUAUACAGUGAAGUUGGAAUAAAUUCGAUAUUUGCUUCAUAACUUAUAAAAACAGUACUAACUAAUUAAAACAAAAAAGCAACCCAAAAAUAUAAUUAUAUAAUACCUG
Messenger RNA from Psylliodes chrysocephalus, 1009 nucleotides. The record is from the annotation of a GenBank genome assembly. NCBI's taxonomy places the organism in Eukaryota, Metazoa, Arthropoda, Insecta, Coleoptera, Chrysomelidae.